This is a messenger RNA of Lactuca saligna, 1473 nucleotides long. The record is from the annotation of a GenBank genome assembly. Lineage: Eukaryota; Viridiplantae; Streptophyta; Magnoliopsida; Asterales; Asteraceae.
AUGAUGAGUAGACGAUUGAAGAGUGAAUCCAAGGACCUCCGUCCUCCGGCGCUUAGUCGCUCGCACACAUCCGAGGCUCUGAUGGAACCCCAAACUUCCGGUGCCACCAAUCCGAGGUCUCAACUAGAUGCACAAACUAUUCAUGUUGAUGCUCCACAAACUGUUGAUGUUGAUGAAGGAGAUGAUGAAGAAGUUGCAGAUAAUAAGGGUGGUGGUCAUAGAGUAUCUUGGGUAUGGCAACAUUUUGAUCGAGAUGUCGUAAAGAAUGGUGCUAAGAAAGUGAAAUGCCCAUAUUAUUCAACAAUGAUGUGUGCAAAUUCAAAGAAAAUGAGUGCAAGAGGAAAUCAUUUAAGACUCUAUUGUCCAACAUCUCCUGUUUACGACCCUAAAGGCAAAGUUGGUGAUACGAAAAAACAAUUUAUGUUGAGUUUCAAAAAAGUGGGAGACUCAGGGGCUACUUCUUUGGAAGUUCAUUCCGUCAGCCAAGAGAAAUGUAGGAAUUCCUUAGCCCACAUGUGUAUUAAAGACAAUCAACCUUUUAGUAUAGUUAAAGAUGAAGGAUUUAGGGAAUAUUCACGGGAUUUGCAACCUCUUUUUAAAUUGCCUUCAAGGUGGACUAUUGCAAGGGAUUGUUUGCAGAUAUACAAAGAAGAAAUGUAUAAAUUGAAGGAUGUUUUAAGAAACCAAACCGUCUCCAUUACAACUGAUACUUGGACAUCCAUCCAAACCAUUAACUAUAGUUGUUUAACGGUACAUUGGGUUGAUGAGACGUGGGUUUUGAGAAAGAAAAUUCUGAACUUUUGUCCCAUUGCAAAUCACAAAGGUGUAACCAUAGGAAAACUCGUUUACAAAUGCUUACAAAAUUGGCAAAUUAAGAAGGUGUUUACAGUGACUGUGGAUAAUGCUUCCUCAAAUGAUGGGGCAAUUAGGGACAGGUUAGAAGAACAUUUUAGCUCCAUCACAAAGAUCCGAAAUGCUGUGAAGUAUGAGAGGUCAUCGGGUGCUAGGUUUGCUACAUUCCUAGAAUGUGUUGAGAAAGUGAAGAUUAAUUGUAGUAAGAAACCAUCCCUUGAUGUUGACACAAGAUGGAAUUCUACUUUUUUGAUGUUAGAGACGGCAGAAAAGUAUGAGGCGACGUUUGAUAGGCUUCUUGUGAUUGACAGUGGUUUUAAAACUUUUUGCGGAAGUGAGGUUGAUGAUGGUGAGGUGACUACAAGAAAAAGAAGAAGAAAUGAGAAAGUUUUGGGGACUCCCGAUGCCGACGAUUGGGAGGUUGCUAGGUAUUUUAUCGAGUAUUUGAGGAUCUUUUACAAUGUCACAAAAAAGAUAUUUGGGUCCAAGUAUGUGACAACAAAUAAAUUUUUUAAGGAACUUGUGACAAUGCAAGCAAGCAUAACUAGAAUGUGUGCAAGCACAGACGAGAAAAAGAAAAGGAUGGAAAAGUCAAUGAAAGAAAAAUACGACAAAUAUUAG